Coregonus clupeaformis (lake whitefish) is the source of this 2751-nucleotide messenger RNA. RefSeq names its product zinc finger protein 614. Gene Ontology annotation, biological process: regulation of transcription by RNA polymerase II. Gene Ontology annotation, molecular function: DNA-binding transcription factor activity; RNA polymerase II cis-regulatory region sequence-specific DNA binding. The transcript is spliced from 3 exons. Bases 662 to 2056 code for a protein of 464 amino acids. The record is from RefSeq and is a predicted model, not a curated record. Lineage: Eukaryota; Metazoa; Chordata; Actinopteri; Salmoniformes; Salmonidae.
UCUAUCUAGUAAACACUUCGGAGACGAGGUUGGUAUGUCUCUUUUGAACAAAAUUAAACGGAUAUAUCUUGUAAUUGAACAAAAUAGUAAGGUGGCCAGUAACUUGGGACCGUAUACCGAUUAUACGGGACGUAUUCUUUUAGCUAUACCGCUUAUCAAAAACAUAAUAGUAGUAUUUCCACCUGAAAUGUCAAACAUGCUAAUUGCUAACCCGUUAGCAAAAAAAAUGACGGCUUGAUCACAGGAUAACACUGUUGAAGGUAAUACAUUUCUUAAACGCUGUUGAAUAUGCCGAUAAUACAGUGUUCCACGCAGGCUAUCUGGCCAUUCAGAAUCACAACACCCGGACUUCUGCCCCAUUGAAGCGUGCGCAUCAUUUUCGUGACGUUAUCAGCUAACUCAUCUAUUUGUGACGAGAAAACGCAUUCACCAAGGCUGCUGUUAAAAACUUUUAUUUUGAAAACUGAGUGUGGGGGUACAGGAAGUAUCUCUUCUUCGCCCCUUUCCUAUUGUUUGUAGCUUAGCCAGCUAGCAAGCUAUUAUCCCGAUGGACGAACUCUUCGCACAUCGUUAUUUCCAAAUCCUUAGUACCACCCAAAUAUUAUGAUACAUUUUCAAGUGUCAAUAAACGAUUAGCUGUAACUACAGACUAGGCCUGAAAAUGAGCAGAAUAUCCGGACCCAUGUGGAAUUCCAAGGCUUUGCACGAGCAGUUAGCGUCCAUCAUGGGGGCGUUGACCAAGGCAGCCGUGGCCGACAUCUGUGAAGUCAUGGAUGAAGGUUAUGCGAUUUUGCAAUUAGAAAUAUCAAGAAGCUACAAGGAAAACGAGGACCUCAAGAAGAAACUGCAUUUGAUUGAGUCUAUAAUUGCGCGAGGAAUCGAUGGGAAAGCGGGAACUCAAGCUGUUGUUACAGGAACAGUCCCACUUGAUGAAGGUAUCCAUCCAAAGCAGUCGCAGCAGGAGGACACAUGUCAUAAAAGUAAUGGGAUAACAAUAACGGCUGGAGAUUGCUACUUUGUAGAAGAAGAAGAGUUACCCGAUGUGGUACUUAUCAAAGAUGAGGACUCGGAGGACAGUGACAGACAUGAGGAAGGUGUUAAUGUGUCAUCCGUGGGAGGAGAUGGUGUGGCUCCCCAUACAUCCCCCAAUGCAAUAAAGGAAGGGGACAGUCCAGCACAGUUCAGGAGCAAGAAGAUGGACUGGCAAGAGAAUGAAGAUAACAGUAUCUUCCAGGGUGAGCAAAGGAAAGAGACAUCGAAGCACACUCUCAAACGCCCUGCAUCUAGAUUAAGUAUCGGGAAACGGAUGAUAUUGGGCUCUCAAUACACACUGCAUGAAACCCCCAAUCAGCCUGGUUCCUCUGGUCACCUAGGGAUGGAAACAGCAGAGCUGGUUUGCUCCUAUGCCUCAGGAACAGACUCUGAUGUGCUUGUGGUCCACCCAGAGCCUCCACUUGUUCCCACUGUAUCAGCUGUCACCUUUAACAGUCAAGUAGGGACUCACAGCGAUAGGAGGGAUAUCGACAUGAUUGACUCUCAGCCUAUCGAAUUAGAGAUGGAUAUGUGCUCUGCGUGGACCAAACAGGCUAAGCCAGAGAUGACCUUCUCUCCGCUCCAACGAAACCUCGAAAAUAUCUCAGGCGUGAGUCCCGCUCACUGUCAACUGACACAGGGAAUGAACACAGCAUCGAAUUUUGAUGGACCCGACAUGAUGAGUUUUGCCAUGUAUGAGAAACAGUCUAACCAUCCCCAAUGGAGCGAGGUCCAAGGGAGCGCUGACAGCAGGGAGAAGCGUUUUGUUUGCCCUUUCUGUCACAAGUGUCUGAUGACGUCUCAGAACCUCGAGGUGCACAUGAGGAUUCACACAGGAGAAAGACCAUUCAGUUGUGCCCAGUGCGGGAAGAGGUUCACCCAGUCAGCCCAUCUGAAAACGCACCAGAGUGUACACACAGGAGAACGGCCGUUUGCGUGUACACUUUGUGGGAAAAGUUUCAUAGUGAAAUACAGUCUCACGUUACACCUGAAGAAACACCACCCCAAUGUGAGGCCUUUGUGAAGUUGAAACAAGUGACGUGCAUGAGAGUGCAAUCCUAACCAUUUACUGUCCCAAAGCAUACAAAUCAAUGGGAAACGGAAUAAAAUUGAUUAGAUCACUAUUACAAGUUUUAUCUAUUUAUUUAGGUAUUAGAACAUUUAAUUUUCCUAGAUUUGAAUUUAUUUAAAUGUAUGUGGGUACAUCUUGCCAUUCUAAAUAAACUAAAAUGGCAGCAUAAUGACAGAAAUGUUACAAUUAUGAUUACACUGUAUACUAAGAACAAUUGAAGACCACAACGAAUCAGUAUAUCAACAGAAUUGUUUUCAUCAACAGCCUGUUAAAAUUAACAAUGGCAAGUAAAUCAAUGCGUUAAUUUGUAGACUAGAGAGAAGUUGGAGCCGUUAAUCAGCUGUCAAUGCAUGGGAAUGUUUCCUGGGGAAUGUAAAUGCUUGUUUUCACUUUAGUGUCAUUUUCAAUUUAUUUCCACAUUUAGCCACACCGAUGUUAGGUUUAAGAUUCUUUUUUUAAAAAAUGUUUUGACUUUGAAAACAUGUAAGAAAUGUGACCAUUUCAUGUUCCAUUAGGAUAUUGUUGUGUGUAGGUCAAUCCACAUAAUUAAAUAGAACAGUAUUAUAUUGUAUCUCUUGAUGACAAUUGUGUUUAGAUGUUGUUUGGAUCCAAGGUGUUGUUGAAAUAAAUGGCGAUAAUCAUCUUUA